Opisthocomus hoazin is the source of this 1166-nucleotide messenger RNA. Lineage: Eukaryota; Metazoa; Chordata; Aves; Opisthocomiformes; Opisthocomidae. The record is from RefSeq and is a predicted model, not a curated record.
AUGGGGAUCAAGAAAGAGGAGGAAAAGGACGAGAUGGUGGCAGAAGAUGGCAAAGUGGAUUACAAGGCUGAGCAGAAGUUUGCCGAACACGUGAAAGAAAAAAGCGAAGCCAGCAGCGAGUUCGCCAAGAAGAAAUCCAUCCUGGAGCAGAGACAGUAUCUGCCCAUCUUUGCUGUGCGGCAGGAGCUGCUCUCCAUCCUCAGAGACAACAGCAUUGUGAUUGUGGUGGGGGAGACGGGGAGCGGGAAGACGACGCAGCUGACGCAGUACCUCCACGAGGAUGGCUACACAGACUAUGGCAUGAUCGGCUGCACCCAGCCCCGCAGAGUGGCGGCCAUGUCGGUUGCCAAGCGGGUCAGUGAAGAGAUGGGGGUGCGCCUGGGAGAGGAGGUGGGCUAUGCCAUCCGCUUUGAGGACUGCACGUCUGAGAGCACAGUGAUCAAGUACAUGACAGACGGGAUCCUGCUUCGCGAGUCGCUGCGAGAGGCUGACCUGGACAACUACAGUGCUAUCAUCAUGGAUGAGGCCCACGAGCGCUCGCUCAAUACGGACGUGCUCUUUGGCCUGCUUCGGGAGGUGGUGGCCCGACGCUCGGACCUGAAGCUGAUUGUCACCUCGGCCACCAUGGAUGCCGAGAAAUUUGCCUCCUUCUUCGGGAACGUUCCUGUUUUCCACAUUCCCGGGCGCACUUUCCCCGUCGAUAUUCUUUUCAGCAAGACCCCCCAGGAGGACUACGUGGAGGCUGCGGUGAAACAAGCCCUGCAGGUCCAUUUGUCUGGUGCUCCCGGAGACAUCCUCGUCUUCAUGCCUGGCCAGGAGGACAUAGAGGUGACCUCAGAGCAAAUUGUGGAGCACCUUGAGGAGCUGGAGAAGGCGCCUGCUCUUGCUGUGCUGCCUAUCUAUUCUCAGCUACCGUCGGACCUGCAGGCCAAGAUCUUCCAGAAGGCUCCGGAUGGGGUCAGGAAGUGCAUUGUUGCCACCAACAUUGCAGAGACCUCACUGACGGUGGACGGCAUCAUGUUUGUGAUUGACUCUGGCUACUGCAAGUUGAAGGUUUUCAACCCCCGUAUCGGCAUGGAUGCACUGCAGAUCUACCCCAUCAGCCAAGCCAAUGCCAAUCAGAGGGCGGGCCGAGCUGGCCGAACGGGCCCAGGCCACUGCUUCAG